AUGAGUUUACAAGUUAGAAUUAUUGAUAUAGAUAAUACAUCUCAGGAUUACACACAAUACGUCAUCCAGGUUAAAAUUAAUUCACGAGCUCCAGAUAGCAAAGGAACUUUGCAUCUGAUUAGAAGACGAUACAAUGAUUUCUUAAAUCUUGAUACCCAAUUAAAUGAUCAUUAUGAUAAUUAUACCAAACAAUUAAAGAAAAAUUGGUGGGAGGAUGGGAAAAACGUGAAUGUUAUCACUCAAAGAAAACUGCUUUUAAACGUUUUCUUAGAGGACUUGAUUAUUAAAUAUUCAAUACAGGAUGGAACAACCCCGACAUCAAGGUUACCGCUGGAGCUUCAAGAGUUCCUGAACUUGAAACCCAUGAAUAAUCAACCCAUUGAUAUUAUUUCCGAUAAUUCUAGGGGCAACUUGGGAGUUGCUCCGGUUUCCACCAAAAAACUGGAACAUGAUAACACACAAAAUGGAUCAGUGAGGAAUUCCAAUAAGAAUAACGGUUCAUCGCUUGAGAGGGAUUUCAAUAAAAGUUGGGAAGCCAAGUUUAAGGAAAUCCAAAUAGAUUUAAUCUCUGCAAAGAACAAUAUGGAUUUACUGAAAAUAAGGUCAAAGUUGAUGUCACUGGAACAAUCAUCAAAGAGUAAAGGAUACCAAGAUAAUAACUCACAUCACAAUAUGUUAUUGUCGGGCUUACACAAUGAUUUGAAUAUGGCAAUCAAAUCAAUUGAUGGCUCCAAUAAACUUCUUUCAAAUUCAAAUUCAAAUUAUUAUACAUCUUCAAGUAAUUUAAAUUUAAAUUUAAAUUCGUCGGCGAUUUCUACAAAGAGUAAUUUAACUAAGCCGUACGAGUUUGGAGUACAUCAAGUCUUUGAUGAUCAACGAACCAAUAUUCCGGGAUUCACCAAUACAUCCAACACAGUUAGGGAUGCGAACAGCCUGGUGACCAAUAGAGACAACUCCAAUGGUAUGUCUAGAAACAAAACUCCGUCGCCCAAGCAGGGCAGAGUCUUAGGAAAUAGAAGUGUCAUGUUACAAGAAAGGAAGGAUCAAGAUGAAGAAUUGCAACGUUUAGCAUCCACCAUUGUAAGGCAAAAGGAAAUAUCCAUGGCUAUGAACAAAGAAUUGGAACAACAAAACGACCUAUUUGGAACAAUUCUACAGCGACACAGACAUCACUCAGAACAAGCUGAACCAAGCAAGGAACAAAACCUCCAGAUUCCUUGGUAA
This is a messenger RNA of Henningerozyma blattae CBS 6284, 1224 nucleotides long. RefSeq lists its product as uncharacterized. Lineage: Eukaryota; Fungi; Ascomycota; Saccharomycetes; Saccharomycetales; Saccharomycetaceae. Gene Ontology annotation, molecular function: phosphatidylinositol binding. The record is from RefSeq and is a predicted model, not a curated record. The transcript has a single exon. The coding region runs from base 1 to 1224 and encodes 407 amino acids.